AUGAAGGUGGUCAUCGCUGAAAUCUGCUGCAUCAAGAAAGCUGUUUUAGCCAAAUCUUUGGUAGCACUCCCUUGGGAUCCCUGGUUUAAAGACACUUCACCUCAGGAAGCACUGAGUUUUGAAGAUAUGCAUGUGAACUUCACUGUGGAAGAGUGGAAUUUGCUGGAUCCUUCCCAGAAGAAACUCUACAAAGAUGUGAUGCUUGAGACCUACAGGAACCUCACUGCUAUAGGCUAUAAUUUGGAAGACAAUCAUACUGAAGAACAACAUCAAACUUCUAGAAGUCAUGAAUGGCAUGAAAGAAGUUAUACUAGAGAGAAACCAUAUGAAUGUAAUCAAUGUGGUAAAGCCUUUUCAGGUCACAAUGGUCUCCAAUAUCAUAAAAGAACACAUACUGGAGAGAAACCUUAUGAAUAUAAUCAAUGUGGUAAAGCCUUUUCAUGUCACAGUGGUCUCCGAUAUCAUAGAAGAUCACAUACUGGAGAGAAACCUUAUGAAUGUAAUCAAUGUGGUAAAGCCUUUUCAAAUCACAGUAAUCUCCAAAGUCAUAAAAGAACACAUACUGGAGAGAAACCUUAUCAAUGUAAUCAAUGUGGUAAAGGCUUUAAACGACAAAUUCAUCUCCAAGUGCAUAAAAGUACACAUACUAGAGAGAAACCUUAUGAAUGUAAUCAAUGUGGUAAAGCCUUUUCACGUCACAGUAGUCUCCAAAGUCAUAAAAGAACACAUACUGGAGAGAAACCUUAUGAAUGUAAUCAAUGUGGUAAAGCCUUUUCAGGUCACAAUGGUCUCCAAUAUCAUAAAAGAACACAUAAUGGAGAGAAACCUUAUGAAUGUAAUCAAUGUGGUAAAGCCUUUUCAUGUCACAGUGGUCUCCGAUAUCAUAGAAGAACACAUACUGGAGAGAAACCUUAUGAAUGUAAUCAAUGUGGUAAAGCCUUUUCAAGUUACAGUAAUCUCCAAAGUCAUAAAAGAACACAUACUGGAGAGAAACCUUAUGAAUGUAAUCAAUGUGGUAAAGGCUUUAAACAACAAAUUCAUCUCCAAAUGCAUAAAAGGACACAUACUGGAGAGAAACCUUAUGAAUGUAAUCAAUGUGGUAAAGCCUUUUCAUGUCACAGUAAUCUCCAAACACAUAAAAGAACACAUUCUGGAGAGAAACCUUAUGAAUGUAAUCAAUGUGGUAAAGCCUUUUCACGUCACAGUAGUCUCCAAAGAAAUAAAAGAACACAUAAUGGAGAGAAACCUUAUGAAUGUAUUCAAUGUGGUAAAGCCUUUUCAUGUCACAGUGGUCUCCGAUAUCAUAGAAGAUCACAUACUGGAGAGAAACCUUAUCAAUGUAAUCAAUGUGGUAAAGCCUUUUCAAGUCACAGUAAUCUCCAAAGUCAUAAAAGAACACAUACUGGAGAGAAACCUUAUCAAUGUAAUCAAUGUGGUAAAGGCUUUAAACAACAAAUUCAUCUCCAAGUGCAUAAAAGGACACAUACUAGAGAGAAACCUUAUGAAUGUAAUCAAUGUGGUAAAGCCUUUUCAUGUCACAGUCAUCUCCAAAGUCAUAAAAGAACACAUACCAGAGAGAAACAUUAUGAAUGUAAUCAAUGUGCUAAAGCCCUUUCAAGUCAUAGUCUUCUCCACAUACAUUUAAGAACACAUACUGGAGAGUAA
Arvicanthis niloticus (Nile rat) is the source of this 1665-nucleotide messenger RNA. The record is from RefSeq and is a predicted model, not a curated record. Lineage: Eukaryota; Metazoa; Chordata; Mammalia; Rodentia; Muridae.